Molecule: messenger RNA, 2162 nt
Organism: Coffea arabica (coffee)
Lineage: Eukaryota; Viridiplantae; Streptophyta; Magnoliopsida; Gentianales; Rubiaceae
Product: ASI1-immunoprecipitated protein 3-like
Biological process (GO): DNA-templated transcription
Molecular function (GO): chromatin binding
Source: RefSeq, a predicted model, not a curated record
GCCUAGCUAGCUUACUAGCUCAUGACAUUUGCCCUCUCUGGUGCGAACACUCUCUCUCACACUGGGACACACAUUAAUCACACACAGUAAUCGCAAUGGGUAAUCGGAGGUUCACUCAGAUGCCGCCGAGCGAUGACGAGGACGACGGGCCACCGCCACCACCUCCGCCGCCGCGGCGGAGCUCAGCGAACGGUGACGACGAGAAAACGAACCAAAGGAAGCGGAAGAAAAUGAAGCUCGUCGACGAAGCAGAAGAUGAAGAAAAGCAAGUGAAGGAAGACAGUGUCAGAGAUAGGAAGAAGCAAAAGAAAGUGAUCAAAGAAGAAGAAGCAACUGCGGCUGAGCCUAGCGGUGAUGAGGAGGAGGCUCCUCAGGAGGACGCCAAGCCUAUUGGCGAUGUAAUUAGGGCUUCGGGAAAAGGAAGAGGGAGGAGGAAUCACUAUGAGGCCUUCGAAUAUGAUGGAAUGCGAUAUGAUUUGGAGGAUCCUGUGCUCUUAGUGCCUGAGGAAGCAAAUCAGAAGCCUUAUGUGGCCAUUAUCAAGGACAUAUCUCAGACAAGAAAUGGGAGCUUGAUGGUCACUGGGCAAUGGUUUUAUCGUCCUGAAGAGGCAGAAAAGAAAAGUGGUGGUAAUUGGCAAUCCACUGAUACGCGAGAGCUGUUUUAUAGUUUUCACAGGGAUGAGGUCCCAGCAGAAUCUGUCAUGCACAAGUGUGUGGUGCAUUUUAUACCUCUGAACAAGCAGAUUCCCCCACGGAAGCAACAUCCAGGUUUCAUAGUGCAAAGGGUAUACGACACUGAACAAAGAAGGCUUUUCAAGCUUACAGAUAAAGAUUAUGAAGACAACAAACAGGAAGAGAUUGAACUCCUUGUUCAGAAGACAAUGUCACGCUUGGGAGAUCUUCCUGACAUCGAGCCAGAGGAGGCAGCUACUGAUCAGGAACAUCAGUUGAGAAACAAAAGACUGUUGAGGAAGAAGAGCAUGACUCAGUUGGAUGUUUCCCGAGAGGAUGAAGCAUCUACAAGAUCUGGGCAGUCUUUUAAAGCUGAGACUCCAGGAAGUUGUGCUAGUAAUGCAUCAGAAUAUUACACCAUUCUUUCAAGCUUAAAGGCCCUGACUGGUGAAACACAGCGGGACAAGUGGUUGGAAAGGCUGCUUCAAUCGAUUCAGUUUAUAUGCACUACCGCUGAUGGGGGUCCGGGUGAUGGAAAGGGGCUAGCAGCUCCUGCAAAUGGAAAUGAGGUCAAGAAUCUUAAUAGUGGUUUGCCUUUUCACUGGCCGGACAGCGCUGUUGCUGCUAUAGCUGCUCUUGAAAAGGCUUCUCAUGAAGCUUUAUCCUCAGACUUUCAGAAGUAUAACCAAAAGAUGCGGCAAUUGGCUUUCAAUCUUAAGAACAAUGCAGUUUUAGCAGGACGACUUCUGAAGGGAGAGUUGGAGCCUUCACAAAUAUUGAGCAUGACACCUAAUGAGUUAAAGGAGGGUUUGACAGCAGAGGAGAUAGCGAGUAGGAAGCCUGAGGAGUCAGAACACAGGCAGAUGACAGAUGCUCGCUGCAAAAGGUGCAUGGAGAAGAAAGUGGUUCUUAUAGAUAUAAUUCAGACUGGCCAUGGAGAUCGUUAUCAGCUGGAGUGCAAUGCUUGUGGCAACAACUGGUAUGCUUCAAGUGAUGAAGUAUCUACGUUGACGAUAGAUGAGCCAAGUUCUGCGAGGACUGUUGGAACUGUACCUUUGGCGACUGCCAAGUUCGAAGAUGUGGAAAAGAAGUUGGUUAGUCCUCGUAGACAUGACAAGUCAGCCGAUGAUGGGUUUAAGAAGACGAGUGAAGCUUUUGUGCCCGUGCUGGACAGCCAGAAAUAGUCAUGGAAGCCUGCCUAAAAGUAUAUAUAAAUUAUUAUGAUACUCUACUAGAUACUAAUGGUGCUACGCGAAUUUUUAGGAUUUUUCUUGUCUAUGAGAUUGGCCCGCGUUAGAGACUAGUUUGGAUGGGUAAUCAUGCCUAGGUGUAUUAUAUAUAGACAUAGCAAAUGUAACACGCGGGAACCUUUGCAUAGUGGAGCUUUAGGCUUAUAUAGGAAUAGGAGGAGGAUGUUUGUCUAGUGAGUAAAUCCAUAGGUGAGAGCUUUGGUUAUUAUUAUGGUGUACAAAGUGGGCAGCGUGUUUUUA